Messenger RNA from Carassius gibelio (silver crucian carp), 2258 nucleotides. RefSeq lists its product as uncharacterized. The record is from RefSeq and is a predicted model, not a curated record. The transcript is spliced from 2 exons. Bases 399 to 1046 code for a protein of 215 amino acids. Lineage: Eukaryota; Metazoa; Chordata; Actinopteri; Cypriniformes; Cyprinidae.
AACAGCACCGCCAUCAGCGCCUCAGGCGAAACGAUCAUACAGCUACAUCAGCACCGCCAUCAGCGCCUCAGGUGGAACGAUCAUACAGCUACAACAGCUCCGCCACCAGCGCCUCAGGCAAAUCGAUCAUACAGCUACAACAACACCGCCAUCAGCGCCUCAGGUGGAACGAUCAUACAGCUACAACAGCACCUCCACCAGCGCCUCAGGCGAAUCGAUCAUACAGCUACAACAGCACCGCCAUUAGCGCCUCAGGUGGAACGAUCAUACAGCUACAACAGCACCUCCACCAGCGCCUCAGGCAAAACGAUCAUACAGCUACAACAGCACCUCCACCAGCGCCUCAGACGAAACGAUCAUACAGCUACAUCAGCACCGCCAUCAGCGCCUCAGGCGAAAUGAUCAUACAGCUACAACAGCACCGCAAUCAGCGCCUCAGGUGGAACGAUCAUACAGCUACAACAGCACCUCCACCAGCGCCUCAGGCGAAUCGAUCAUACAGCUACAACAGCACCGCCAUCAGCGCCUCAGGCGAAACGAUCAUACAGCUACAUCAGCACCGCCAUCAGCGCCUCAGGUGGAACGAUCAUACAGCUACAACAGCUCCGCCACCAGCGCCUCAGGCAAAUCGAUCAUACAGCUACAACAGCACCGCCAUCAGCGCCUCAGGCGAAACGGUCAUACAGCUACAUCAGCACCACCAUCAGCGCCUCAGGCGAAAUGAUCAUACAGCUACAACAGCACCGCAAUCAGCGCCUCAGGUGGAACGAUCAUACAGCUACAACAGCACCUCCACCAGCGCCUCAGGCGAAUCGAUCAUACAGCUACAACAGCACCGCCAUCAGCGCCUCAGGCGAAACGAUCAUACAGCUACAUCAGCACCGCCAUCAGCGCCUCAGGUGGAACGAUCAUACAGCUACAACAGCUCCGCCACCAGCGCCUCAGGCAAAUCGAUCAUACAGCUACAACAGCACCGCCAUCAGCGCCUCAGGCGAAACGGUCAUACAGCUACAUCAGCACCACCAUCAGCGCCUCAGGUGAAAUGAUCAUACAGCUACAACAGCACCGCAAUCAGCGCCUCAGGUGGAAUGAUCAUACAGCUACAACAGCACUGCCAUCAGCGCCUCAGGUGGAACGAUCAUACAGCUUCAACAGCACCGCCACCACCGUCUCAGGCGAAACGAUCAUACAGCUUCAACAGCACCGUCAUCAGCGCCUCAGGUGGAACGAUCAUACAGCUACAACAGCACCGCCACCAGCGCCUCAGGUGAAAUGAUCAGCUACAACAGCUCCACCAGCAGUGCCUCAGGUGAAACAAUCAGCUACAACAGCACCGCCAGCAGUGCCCCAGGAGGAACGAUAAUUUGGUUACAACUGCACCGCCAGGUGAAAUUAUCAUACAGGAACUACAGCUCUGCCAGCAGUACCUCGGGUGAAUAUGGGAGCAAUUUUGAGUGGAUGUGAGAAUAGCCACAAUAUUUUGACCAUCAUACAUUGUUGUUAUUGUUUCUUAUGUUUCAUGAUGCAACAAAACUUUUGAUUCUGCAUUUUGACUUUGACUCUGCAAUAGGUAUAUCUAGGUUGUGAUUUAUUUCUGUUUUAGUUGUCUUCAGCCAUUUUGGUGUGUUAAACUUGAUUCAGUUUUGGACUUCCCAUUUUUAUGUUUAAAUGUACAUUGUGAUAAACAAGGUUCUGUUCCAUGGUGUUCAGCAAUUUUAUGGACAAAAAUAAUAAAACUAUUAAAAUAUCAAAUAAAUAAGUAUUGUGAUACUUGUUGACACAGUGACACUCUUGUCCCAUAAAUUAUCUCUAUACCACGAUACUAAAUUAAUAUGUUGUCCCACAGCGAAUUUUUCUCGCUUCACUGAAACACGCCCGCCCCCCUCCUCCCCCGAGAGAACGUCAGUAGAUUAUGACGUCACACGGUGUAAACUGUACACCCGCGCGCUCUGAAGUCUGAAGAUCACUUCAGUUCAGUGAGAUUCCGAGCAGAAGCGAAGACGUUCACCUGAGCAGAGACUCGAAGUCCAUCCAGACGGACAGUUGACUAAAAUUCAGCAAGUUUGACAUCGAUACAGUCAACACGCGUUUCUCCUGCGUUAGAGUCAGAGGAGCUCUACUUCAGCAGCUCAGUGUCAGCAGAAGUUCAGCUGAUGUUCAGCUGAUGUUGAGUGAGUCUCCACAGACAGCUGGAGGAAAAAGCUCUUCAGAACAACAGGCUUCUCCCACAGCAGCCGCUAUGGAGAACCGCCCAACAG